AUGUCUGAGACACCUGCAACAUCUCCGUUUACACAAGAGCCAUCUCCAGUUCACACAGAUGCACAAGUGCCGACAAGCUCUGAGGAUGCCACGAUGACAGACGCUCCCCAAGAUGCGACUCAGAAGAACAGCGAUGCUCUCGAUCUAGAGGAUGAAGAAAUGCCCGAAAUAGAUGAUGCUGUGAUGUCGUUGCCGCUCUCAAAAAUUAGAAGAAUCUUCAAGAUGGACCCUGAUUAUUACCUGGCUUCUCAGGGAGCCGUCUUCGCGACUGGAGCUGCUACGGAGUUAUUCGUUCAGCAUUUCAUGGAACACGCUGCAAUGAUGGCUAAGAUGGAAAAAAGAAAGAAGAUUCAGUACAAAGACCUAAGUACAGUGGUAUCCACGCAAGACUCUUUACAUUUUUUGAGUGAUACCGUGCCAAAGACACAACCUGUGGGACAAGCAAUGAAGGAAAGGAAAAUCAACUUACAAGAUGAAGAUCAGAGGAAGCAUGCCGAUCUUCUCGGAACAGAUGACAAUGUUGCAUCUGAAAACGCAGCUGAGCCAGUAGACACAUCCUCUACUGUUUUGACCAAAGGUCAGCAGACCUUGCCCUUCGAACCUGCCAAAAAGCCUGCUACUAUCAAAAAGGCCGUAAUACAUGAUUUGAUGAGUACAGAUGACGAUCAAAACAAUAGUCCAAUUGUUAUUGAAGACUAA
Candidozyma auris is the source of this 699-nucleotide messenger RNA. It is a transcript of the gene HFL1, whose product is annotated as DNA polymerase epsilon noncatalytic subunit. Gene Ontology annotation, molecular function: protein heterodimerization activity. Gene Ontology annotation, cellular component: nucleus; CHRAC. Lineage: Eukaryota; Fungi; Ascomycota; Pichiomycetes; Serinales; Metschnikowiaceae. The record is from RefSeq and is a predicted model, not a curated record. The coding region runs from base 1 to 699 and encodes 232 amino acids. The transcript has a single exon.